UUCAGUAUUAUUACCUAAUAGAUAUAUAUCUUCCGUUAAAAAUCCUUUAAAACGUGAAAUCUCCCAACACACUCCAACACCCCGCGCCGGACCCUGCGAUUGCACCCAGCCCAGCCACACCUUCUGCUGUUCUGCCUUCCUCAGUUCUUCACCGACUCUUUCUUCUCCUCCGUCUUGCGAAUUGUUGUCAUCUGUGCUCCCACUCUUCAUCAUUCUUUCAAAUUUGAUAAAUUUUCUUUUAUAUUUUAGAUUUUGACUCUGAGAAACCUUUCUUUGGAGUUUGAUUUAGUUUUUCUAUAUUUUUUAAUUUAAUAUCAGAACUAAUUAGUUAUCUAUAGAAUUAUCGGGUCUGAAAUCUAGGAAGUUUGACAAGGAUUGGCUUUGAAAUCUCCGAAGCUUGAAACCCAACAAAGGCCACUUUUCAUUCAAGGUGUUUGAUGUUUCAUCCAUUUCAAUUGUUGUAUCCGGGUAUUUGACGCAUAUUGCUUAUAUUAUUGGGGUUGGAUACGGGAAUAAAAAAAUAAAUAGUACUUAGGUAUUUUGAUAAAUUGUCAAGUUUGGGUAAGGGUAACUAAAAAAAUAGUGGGUGCCUUUCCCGUUGCUAUUCCUUCAGGUGUACAUAGAAGUAAUGACGGAGUAUGAUUUGUUAAAGUGGGCAACUCGAUGAGCUUUUGUUUUGUUGUUUUCUGCUGGCAACAAAUAGCUUUACUUGUCUUGCUCCUGGAUGGAUGGCUUUCCGUUUCAAUUUGGGUGAUUGAUGUGCAGUCUGUACUUUCAAUUAAUUUCAUCUUUUGUUCAGUGUUAAUUUAUUAGUAGUAUAGUAUAUUUGAAAUUUUAUACAUGAAACUACUGUAUUUCAUAUGUAGUUACAUAAGACUAUUUAUUAAACUGUUCUUUUAUGAGUGAGUGUGAUCCUUAAUGGUCGAUCUGGGAAACAGAUUUUUGUAUUGAGUAUGUUUGAAUUUGGAGGUGAAAUUCAGUUUUACCGUUUGAAAGUUUGAAUCAAAUUCCAACGGUUGUUUGUUUUCUUUUGGGGGGGGGCUUAAUACCCAAAUAUACCUUCAAACUUUAGUAAGCCCCCAACCUUUUAUUGCUUGUAAAUAAAGCUAUUUUUUUUAUUUGUCUAUAAUAACAACCAUAAACUUGUAAACUUUUAAAAUCAAUGAAAAAAGUUCAAUUGGAAUAACAGAAGACUAACAUUUAUUGUCUAGCACUGUUGGUAAACAUGCAACAAGUCUUACUUAGUUUUUUGUUGUUCUAAUUAGACUUUUAUAGAAUAACUUAAGUUAUUAAAUAACUUAAAAGUUGUUCCAAUUAGACUUUUUUAAUUGAUUUUAAAAGUUCAUGAUCAUAAUUAUGGAAAAACAAAAGUUUAUAGCCUUAUUUACAUGCAAUAAAAUGAUCAGGAGCUUAAUUCCAUUGUUUUACUAAAGUUUGAGGAUAUAAUUGGUUAUUAAGCCCUUUUAUUGUGGUUGUGGAUCAUGAGGACAUUGUUGAAACUUGAAAGUGCAUUUAGGGCUUUGGGCUGUUUAAUUUUCUUUUGGGCCAUCGAAUUAAUUGAGGUAUUGGGUGUUGGUCUAUACCAUGCCCAUGUGCUUCAAAACUUGUGUGAAUUGGAUUUAAUGGCCCCAAAAGAGGCUGAGGACGAGUAGGAUAGGGGCUUAGGGGGGUGGAUAACUGAAGUUUAGUGAAACAUUAGGCUUGUUCUGCAUCUGGCCUAGAGUAUCAACUUUCACAAGAUUUAUCUGUUUAUGGAGUGUCAUUAAUCAGCUCAGCCUCUGGUCAAAAAUGAAAAUUAGGGAGGGAAAGGUAAUACUACUUGGACCAAUAUGAAACCGCCAGCGUCAGCCUCUUGGAAAGCCCCUCUCAAGUUCAGGAUGCCGACAGCUGAAAAUUUAGUACCCAUCAGGCUGGACAUCGAAGUGGAUGGGCAGCGCUAUAAAGACUCUUUCACUUGGAACCCUUAUGAUCCAGAUUCGGAGGUGGUGAUGUUUGCAAAGAGGACUGUAAAGGACUUGAAGCUUGCUCCUGGUUUCAUUCCACAAAUUGUUCAAUCCAUUCAGUCACAGCUUGCCGACUUUCGAUCAUAUGAAGGCCAAGAUAUGUAUGCUGGUGACAAGAUUGUUCCAAUUAAGCUUGAUCUUCGAGUCAAUCAUACAGUUAUCAGGGAUCAAUUUUUAUGGGACUUGAAUAACUUUGAAAGUGACCCAGAGGAAUUUUCUAGAACUCUCUGCAAAGAUUUAGGUAUUGAAGACCCUGAAGUUGGGCCUGCAAUUGCCUUUGCAAUUAGGGAGCAACUUUAUGAGAUUGCAAUUCAAAAUGUAACUUCAGCAAGAGAAAACAGAAUAAACAAGAAGGGUCGCCGGGGUGCUGAACAUUUCCCUCUCAGUAAAGCAGGUGGUGCUGCAUUGGACUUGAUGAAGUUAUUCAAUUUUAGAUCCAGUGUUGUUCGGAAAAGAAAGGAGUGGGAUUAUUAUAAACCCAUUCUUGAUCUUUUAUCAAAUGAGGACGUGGAUGCCCUUGAAGCCAAAGAAGAGAGGAGUGGUCGGUAAAUACUAAAUAAACUUAGUAUGAAGGAAUGCUGGUCGAUUUCUUUCUUUUCUUUUCAACAGUCUGUUUGAUGAUACGGAAUUGAUUAUAUUAGGCAGUCUAUGCUGUUGGUAAACAAUAUACAUUUCUAAGAACUGUAGA
Durio zibethinus is the source of this 2691-nucleotide messenger RNA. The record is from RefSeq and is a predicted model, not a curated record. Lineage: Eukaryota; Viridiplantae; Streptophyta; Magnoliopsida; Malvales; Malvaceae.